GAGCACACCGACUGUACAUUGAGGGAGGGAUGGACGCCGAACCAGAGGACCACUGGGGUUUGUUGGCCGGUGGAGGUCGAAGCUGAAGGCGUGAAGUACCCACAGUGAAGAGGAGAGGAAGGAUGGUACCAUUCAAUUUCGAUUAAUUCCGGCUGAAGCGGCUGUCUUUACUCGGGUGGAGGGGUACAGUAGUCUGCCGGCUGGCAGUAUAAUCCGCUUGCGGGGAGGAGCAGGGAAAGCCCUUUUCAGACUGACAGACAGGGAGGGAGAGUUUAAAGUCGUAGAGGACCACAGAGGAUUGUUUAGUCAUAUUUAGAUCAUUUCUCCUGCUGACUGACAGACACUGAAGAUUCAAGCUGCUGGACUUCAACCUCACAUCAUGAGUGGACCGACAAAUGUUCAUUACCAUUCAGGGCUCUACGGAGGAAACAACAACAGCAGCUCUCCUCUCUCCAGCCGGGGAAAUUCCCCCAUUGUGUGCGAACGUUGUGGGGAGGUUUGUCGUGGGGAGGUGGUGCGCGUCAAAAACACGCACUUCCAUGUCCAAUGUUUCACUUGUCAAGUGUGUGGCUGUGAUCUGGUGCACUCAGGCUUCUUUCACCACUCUGGUGAGUACAUCUGCACAGAAGACUACCAGCGGCUCUAUGGGACACAGUGUGACAGCUGUGAGCAGUACAUUACUGGAGAGGUGGUUUCUGCGCUGGGGAGGACGUACCACCGACACUGCUUCGUCUGCAGCAUCUGCAGGAGUCCGUUCCCUAUCGGAGACAGGGUGACCUUCUGUGGGAAGAAGUGUGUGUGUCAGCAGUGCUCACACACACUGAACAGCGACAAGCCCGUCAAGGUCCAUGGACCAAGCUACUGUGCUGGCUGUGGUGAGGAGAUCAAACAGGGUCAGUCUCUGCUGGCUCUGGAGCGACAGUGGCAUGUCAGCUGUUUUAAAUGUCGAACAUGCGGCUCUGCGCUCACUGGAGAGUACAUCAGCAAGGACGGGAUCCCGUACUGUGAAACAGACUACCACUCUCAGUUUGGGAUCAGGUGUGACAGCUGCAACAGGUACAUCAGCGGCAGAGUACUGGAGGCUGGAGGGAAGCGUUACCACCCCAGCUGUGCCACAUGUGCCCGCUGCCACAUGAUGUUUCUUGAAGGAGAGGAAAUGUACCUUACAGGUUCAGAGGUUUGGCACCCCAUGUGUAAAGAAGCAGCUCGGCUGGAGAGAAAACUGAGGUUGAGACGAACCUCAGAUACAGCAUCCAUUUCUCCUCCUAACUCCUCUCCUCUGCUCGGCUCCCCUCACAGAAUCAUCUGUUCUAAAGCUGAUAGUGAUAUGUUGAACUAUAAGCAGCUGGCGGCUCUGCCCAGGGUCAAAGCCAUAUAUGACAUCCAGCAGCCAGACAUCAUCCCUUAUCAGGCUGACCACGCGCACACUCACUUCUCAGACGAUACUCUGGAGCGUUACAGCUGUGGACAGUCACUAGGCUCCUUGUCACCAUACUCUCAUGAUCUUUUGGAUGGCGUUGAGUUAAGAACGAGGCGUUCCUCCAGCUCCGCCUUCACUGACUCUCCUGCACACAGUCGCCAUGGAGGCUCCCCACUGCAUUGUUAUCUACCCGGCAAUGAGAGUGGCAGGAGUUCACCCUUUUACACUCAGCCAGAGCCCAGGUGUGCCACACCCACGUACACCUCCUCCCUACAAGCCCCAAAGCAUUUCCAUGUUCCAGCCUCUGAGGAAACCAACAUCUACAGAAAAGCCCCCAUCUAUAAGAGACAAGACUUAUCCACCUCUCCGACAGUCAAUAAGAGUAAAACCAAUGAGAACCUCCUCAAUUCAAGCCGGCUUUCCACAUCCAACUGCAAUAACAUUUAUCACCCAGACUCCAACUACUACCCAUAUACUGGCUCUCCAAAAGUCCCAAGGGUGAGGAGGUUUUCGUCUGGAGGAGAGGAGGAUGGAUGGAAUCAUAACAUAAACAAGGGAAUUGGUAGGAUGAUCCUAAAGGAAGAGAUGAAGGCGCGGUCAGGUUGCUACGACAAUGACCUGUGGGGGAGUGGACGCAGUUCCCGCUGUAGCAGCAAGGAGGCGCUGAACAAUCUGGGAUUCACAUCCCUCAACGGCUCUCCCAGGUCGCUCCACAGUGCAGACAGCAACUCGUACAUUGCCAAAUCAUCCUCGUUGCCAGGCUAUGGCAGAAAUGGAAUAAACAGGCCUGGGAGUGUGGGUACAGAUUAUUACCAGUAUGACAGCAACAAUGCAGUUAAUUGGCAGAUCAGAGAAUACAAGAUCUACCCCUAUGAAGCCCUAGUGGUGUCAGUCAGAAAGCAGCAGCGUCUCCCAGGUGAUGUCGACCGAGCCAGACUGGAGCGUCACCUCUCACCUGAGGAGUUCUACCGAGUCUUUGGCAUGUCCAUGUCUGCCUUUGAUCAUCUCGCUCAGUGGAAGAAGAACGAACUGAAGAAACAGGUCCGACUCUUCUGAGAAACUUAAGUCACAAGAGGUGUCUAACUCAGUGCAGCUCCGCCUCCUGCCUCCAGAAAAGCCAGGCGACCCAUGAUUGACUUUCUCUCUCUGAUGGAGAGGAACUGGCUUUUGUAAAAGUCUUUACUCCUUUGGGUUCAAAAUGGCAAAUUGUUGGCAUCCUGAUCUCAGUGUGAUUCAACUCAUGUGCACUCUGACUUCUUAAGCAAUACGUACAGAGUAACCCAACAGACCUAAAGGGAGAGAGACUAAAUUAAGAGGAAGAGGAACUGGGAGGGGAUCAGAAGACUUGGUGAGAGGGCAGAUGAGCAUCACUGGAGCUGGAGCAGACUAAAGGAUCAUGAGCAGAGGGAUUAGUUGGCUGAUUCUCUGUCUUCAACCAGCAGAUGGCAGUAUAUUUGCAGGGGAAUCGGCAGGGCAGGUGGAGUUAAAGCUGAAGCGCUUGAUAGCAGAUUGAAGGUCUGCUGCCAUGAGUCAAACAUCAAUUCAUGCUGAAGGUGACAGAGACUAUUUUGGAAAGAGAUUUAGCUGCCUGAAAGACAGACUGACAUGUUGCUGAUGGUAAAAGGAGUCCAGUUUUGUCUCACAAACACAAGCUAGGUGGACAAGAGUAUGAUGAUCCUUGACAUUAGGGUUUUGGUCAUGGCACAUGUGGUGUUUUGUAAUGUAUUGAUAAAGAUAUCCAAAGCUUUUCUUCUUUUUAUAAUACAGGCAUGUGUAGAAUUUUGAUGUCAGUUUUUUUUCUGAAGCCAUAUCACUGUUUAGAGUUUUUGUUUGUAAAUCAUGAGCAGAGGCUAAUUUCACUGACAUGGUCUUUAAAAUGCAAUGUGACAUUGUUCUGAGCUGAGGUAUGUUUGUUAAGUCUAAAAAUCAGUUUUUAUUGCUAUUCACAAUUUAAGAUAUUUAUGUUGCCCUUGUUUAUUUAAAGAACUUAGAGUUACAUCAACUUGCAGCUGCACCCACGAAGUGCUGGAUUAAGCUUUAUCCAGACUCAUAUAUCUGUGUGUGCACAUGCACACGUGCAUGUGUGUGAUUACAGCAGAUUAAUGAGAAAGAAUAUUCAGAACCUCUCAGAGUAAAGGUGAUACCAUGAAGUUAUAAUAGUUACCAGGAAGCUGGGAAGGAGAGAAAAUGAUGGAGAAAAGAAGGAAAGUAAGAGAGUGAGAUUCAAAAAGAACUCUAUGAGACUAUUUAAUGAAGGGUUGACUUGUGACUUAAAUAGUGUGAAACAUGUUGGAAGAAACGGUUUAAGUCUGAGCUUAAUGGUUUAAAACUAACUCAUCUGUUUCUGGAUAUAAUAGGUGCAUUACUGUGUCCUGCUGCUUAAAGAACUGAAACC
Molecule: messenger RNA, 3815 nt
Organism: Cheilinus undulatus (humphead wrasse)
Lineage: Eukaryota; Metazoa; Chordata; Actinopteri; Labriformes; Labridae
Product: actin-binding LIM protein 3-like
Exons: 23
Coding region: 380-2476 (698 amino acids)
Biological process (GO): cilium assembly; cytoskeleton organization; lamellipodium assembly
Cellular component (GO): actin cytoskeleton; stress fiber
Molecular function (GO): actin filament binding
Source: RefSeq, a predicted model, not a curated record